CUCAAUUCCAAUGACGAGUCCUCACCCAACACAUCCUCCAAACAUACCAGCAGAGAGCACUGAAGAAGACCACAAGAACAACUUCUUCGUCGACUAUAACCAUAUCCAGCUGCAUAGUCUUACUGGAGAAAGUAAUGAUUUUGGAGAAGAAGAGUCUAGUCAAGAAGAACUGAGACCGUUGAGAGAAGAAAGUGAUAGCAGAUCAGAGCCAGAUAGUAGUCAAGAAGCGUAUGGAAAUGAUGAGGAUAGGAAGAAGAGGUGGACCACAAGCCUGACUUCCUCUACUUCAUCAGAAGACGCCUUCCUGCAGGAGGAAUCUGAACUAAGUGCUGAAGUGACUGAGGAAGAAGCUGAGCAGCCUGAAGAGCAGGAAGAAGAGGAAGAGAAGGAAGAGAAGGGGUUUUAGGAAUUUAGUGGAUGGAGAUAGAGAGGGGCAGAGAGAUUUUGAAGGGGUUAGGGCAAAGGUGGACAUCUGGGACCAGAGGUUGAGAGGAGUGGCUGAUGGAGAGUAUGAGAAACUCCAAGCCCAGAACAACAGAAAUAUUGAAGGCAGCCUCCAAUCCCUGCUCCAAGUCCACACAGAAGAGAACAAGGAACUGCAAGGGCGAGAAGUGUUCAUUGGAGAUUACGUUGGCGUCCGAUGUCUACAUGAGAGCACUCUGAUGUAUCUGCACAGUGAAAAUUUUGAAUGGAAAUGGACCCCAGAUGAGACAUUAGCACCUAUUAUAACGAUUGAGCCGAUUUUGAGAGAACCACCGUAUUCAAUAUCGAAACUAGAAACUCAGGAAUGCCAGGAUAAGCCUAAUUAUCAAUGGGAAUUGAAAGGAGGGAAGAAAUGAUAUGAAACUGAAAUUGAGAAUGUUGCUCAUAAUCUAAGUUACUUUCAAACUAAGCAAACUCACCCUCUUGCAACUAACAAAACAUUUGUAUUAAAAUUUGUGGGCAAUAAUAUCAAAGAAUGCAACUUCGAAGUUCCAGAAUUGGACAAAAAUGUUGCUAUAAACCAAUGGUCACUUGUAUGCAUAAAUGAGGAUACUGAGGAGUUCACCAUCAGACCUCAGACUCCUUAUUACCUCUCAACAAUUAUUGGGCAUAAGUUCUAUUAUCUGAGUAAAGAAUCGGCCAGCACUUUGACCAAGUACAAGGAAGACGCUGAGGAAGUGCAUUUCUAUAUCACACAGAAGGAAACUAAUGAGAUGGACCAAGUAAGACAUAGAGUGACUCGUAUGGAUUGCUAUUGCUUAUUCGACCAUGAAAACAAACACUUGAACUUAGUGCAUUAUUAUAUGAAAAAUUGGUUAGCCCAAAACACUCCAAAAGGGAUACUAAUGACUAGGUACACUUCUUUAUCAAAUAUUCCAGUGCAGAACUACUUUAAGAUAAGACAUUAUCCUCAUCAGAGAAAAAUUGUGUUCGAGACUAUAGUGAAUUACUCCAGUCUUCUUAAUAAGAAGCCAAUGGCGAAAUACUUAGCCUAUGAGAAUGGUGCCCUCACUUUAGUAGACUAUAAGUACAUUUUUGAGCUACAACAAAUCGAAAAAGGAGAAAACUUGUACUCAAAUCAGCCUUUUAUGGUGAAAGUUCCCAACAAAAACAGAUAUUUAUGAAGUAUUCCUUCUGAUUACACAGAUAAUCGUAAUUUAAUUGCCAAACCAUUUGAUUUGGCUCAUGAGAAAAGAUUCUAUUUCCACCUCAGACACAUUCAAGCGUAUGGCUUAGCACAAGGGAACAUUACCACAGCAGACAUGCAAUUAUGGAAUGCCUUCUCUGUGUUGAAAAGGAUAGAGAGGGAAGGAAUUGAUAACAUAAAUCCUAAUGACCUUCCAAUCGCUUAUACUCAUGUCAAAAUACCUUUACAAAGUCUAUAUAUCUGGCUUGAAGAUAAAGAAUCUAACAAACUCAAAUAUAAUUUCUACAGCCAAAUAUGACUAAAUGGUUAUUACAAUCAACCCCAAAUGGCUUUAUUCUACUCCAAAUCAUAUUACCAGUGGUACUUUGGUAAACUCAGAGAACUCAGACGGAAGCUGAUAAGCAACAAAACAGAUUUAAGCCAGAUAAGCCUCCAUCCCUCCUUGCUCUAUUAUCCACAAUGUGAAUACCUGCUGGCUCUUGGCUCUCCAAAAAGGAAGAAUGAUUUCUGAUCUGUACUCAAGCAGGUUAAAUACUUCACUACUGAUCCUAAAGAGUGAGGUGAAGCUGAUAAUAGCUACAAGAGAAUAAUGACACUUCAGAUGAUAGUUACUAACUGUUAUAGUGAUGUCAACAUGAAUUGUAAAGGUACAGAAUCUGUUAUUUACGAGAAAGAAUGCUUCUUGCCAUUUGUCCAAUAUGAGCUAAGCAAAGGGGAAGAUCUCUGAGAUCUAAGCAUUCUACUAGGACUGGUUUCAAACAAGUACAGGGAUGCAUGGUGAAUCUGGAGUUUCUGCAUCUCUAACCCUCCCUUAAUCAAGUAUGUGUGAGAGCACCUUAAGUCUCAUAUUUUUCCUAUUGAUGAGCUCGAGAUCGACUCAAUAAUCAGACUAGCCAGUGACUAUAAAGAAGAAUUACUCGAAAAUGAAGACUGGAAAGCCGAGAUGUUCUUUGAAGGAAGAUUCCAAGCUGAUAUUAUGCUCAAAAAUCAGAAUACUCACUUACGAGAAAUCAUGGUCAUGGUUAUUUACAGCUACGGUAUCCGAUGCGGACUCAUCAAUGAUGCAGAUUUUGUAGAGAAAUCUAACAUUUUUAUACUAGAAAGUUAUCGUCAUCAGAGGAUUAGCUCUCAUAUUUUGGGCUUGCUAUUGACAUUAUCUUGAAAUAUUAAUGUUCCUUCAGAAAAUUCUGAUCUUCCUACUAGAGACCAAAAGGAUUCAAUGAACAUGAUGAUCAGCAGUUGCCUACAAGUCUUGAACUCCUUUGAAAAUUAUGAUUCGAUUGAAGACUUGUUCUUGAUAUUAGAAAUUUUUGAAUGUCUGAAUUGAAUGCUUCAGAGUACUGAUUAUCAGAAUAAUAUUCUACAUAAUCUGAAGAUAAACUUUGGAUUUAAACCCUUGAUAAAACUAUUGAAUGAUCUCUCAGAAAGAUUUUUGUUAGCCAGACCUAGUACUUUUGACUGUACCAAACAUACACCGCUGUAUGACUGGAAACUAGUGAGAGCUAACAAAGCAGCUGUUGAUGAUCGAGCUCAUGAUGUAGAUGUAGUCAAAGAAUCUUACCAGAGAGAUAUUUGAACAAAAAUAUUGAGCAUGCUCAGUCAGAUAUACAAAAUUAAAGAUGACAAAGAUAAUAGAAAUGAACCAGUUAGGAAUAUUCCUUAUAUUUCUGAGGCUUUCAUGAACUCUUCUUCUACUUCAAAAGAAUUUUCAAAUACUCUUCUCAGAGUUAUUAUAAAGUGGGGUAAUUUUGAUAAUGAGCCUGAGGUUACAAGACAUAUUUUCAAUCUUAUCUUAAAAUAUGAUGGCAAGCUUGAGGAACCAUUUGAAGACAUAGAUGACGACAAAAGGGAGAAAGAUUUCGGCGACUUAUGCCUCAGAACACUACCUUUCUUCACACAUCUAAAAGCAGAAUACAAAGAAGAUGUUGAAAUACUACAAGAGAGGGUUAAAGCAUUAUCCCAAAACCUUCCUGCUACAAAAGAUAUUCCUCCUCCAAAACCCCACACCAAAGCCAUCACCAGUAUAAUAUCCCUCCUUGUGCGUAUCAACAGCUUGCUCGACUUCAAGACGACCACAGACAAAGCCUGUGUUAAAAUCGUGAACCAAUUCAUAAAAACCACAUAUGAUUUCUUAACAAAAGGCGCCAACUACCCAGCAAUCAGGGAGGCGAUCUUCAGCUUCAACAGCUACUUGUUCACUCUCUCGUGGAAGAACAGGUUGUGCAACUCCCACCACAGUGAUCUCGUAGAGACCAUUCUGGCCCAGAGCAGAGCAGAAAGAUUCAACUUAGACUCAGUGGAGAUCCUCACGGAGGUAUUGGCCAAGCUCGGCCAUACCUUUGAGUGGCUUGACCAAAGCCUUAUUGAAGAAAAUGAUCCAGAGAUUAGGAGACUUUGUGGGUUUGAGAUGAACAGAGUGAGAGACGAUUCAAAAAUAGUAGAGAUACAGAGAAGGAUAUAGGAGAGGGUGGGGAGGAGAAUGAGGAGGGAGAUGACAGAGAGGGUCAGAGGUAUGGAAUUUAUGGCUUAAAUUGGACAAAAGGAUCGAAAAUGAUGAAGAUUUUAAUAAAGAAGUUUAUAUCAGACCAGAAGAGCCAAAGUAAAACAAAGUUAUUUGAAUCUACUAGAAGUUUCCAGCUGCUUCUCUAUAAACUCUUCUCUAAUAUACAAGUUCUUGAUCCAGAGUAUGACACUUAUUACUAUAUUCUUCAAAGCCUCGAAAUGAUUCUUGAAGUUCUUAGCAAUUCUAAAAUAUUGGAGAACUCUGAAAUUUGUCACAUGUUUUACACUGAGCAUUCGACAGAUGCUAUUUUCUCUUUGAUCAUUAAGAAGCAUAGCUUCAAAGGGGAGUCACAAAGAGUGCGCCAAAUGGCAUAUAAAAUCCUGAUAAAAUUUAUGGAAGUUGAUAUCUCUGCUGCAAGAAAGAGUUUUAGAUAUUGGACCCAUAUUGGCGACAACAAGAACCUUUUCUUCGGCAGGAUCCAACGUCUCUUUGCUCAGUUCAGUACUUAUUUCAUGGAAGAAAAAUUAAGUUUCAUCGUUAGCAAAUACUUAGAUGAAACUGAUUAUAACGAACUGCUUUGAUGUCUGCAAUGGAUGACAGUGUUAUGCCAAAAUAAUAGAAAUUGGCAAAGAUAUCUAAGGAAGCAAGACAACUCAGUCAAAAAUCAUAACCUUCUGCUUGAAAUGAUAGAACUUCUGAGGACAAGUGCUUUGAGAUAUCAUUACGAAUACGCCAUCGAUCUCCUCAGGGCUAUCAUAAGAUUCAUGACAGCUUCAGUGAAUGGCAAAAAUGAGAAGCUUAUAGGUCUCUAUGUCAACUCUAAUGUUGUGAGAUAUUGCAAGGGGAUCCUUGUGACUGGGCUAUCUCCAAGAGAGGUUGAAUUUGUCAGUAAGAUACACAAAAAAUCAAAUUCUGAAGUGCUUGAAGAGAUGGAAAAGAGCUUAGAAAAUCCUAUACCCAGAGAUUGAUUAAAGAAGUAUAGCCUGCUUAAACAAGAAGUUCUGUGGCUACUGAACUGCUUAGUGAUCUAUAAUACAGAACACGAAAUUAGAGCAUCUGAGAAUCAUGAAGUUAUUGAUAACCUCAUGGUUCUGAAUUAUGUCAAAUUCAUUAUUUACAGAGGUCAAACUAACGAUCCUAUAAUAUUUAAGACCGACUGAAAGCUUUCAGAAGUGUACAAUAUUAACGUUGGCUUCCAGAGCUAUUACUUAAUAGCUAGAUUAUGGGACAACAACAAUCAGAGUCAUUCCAAUUGAGUACAGAAUACUGAUGAAUCAGGCAUUGUUAAGAAGUACUUGAGGCUAUUAAGAGCAAUAAGCAAUAGAAUACUUACCUUCAGGCUUAGAUACGAACCUCCAGCUGAUGGAGAGUAUAAGAAAUUUGAAGGCAGAAAGAACCUAAUUGCUGAGGCCACUACCUUCUUUGAUGAUUAUAGUUCAAGUAUUGAGAUAGUAAUGCCCAAUGGAGACUUAGAAACUAGAUACUUUGAGAUACUCCCCUGUUUCUUGUCCUUUACACAGAAUGAGAAAGACAUUUUCUGGCUUGGUGCUAAUUUGGACGAUAGUAAGACUGCAGUCAUCUCAUUUGUGGAAUAUGCUCAAAAUAAGAUAGAUGAACUAUUUAUUCAGCAAGAUGUUCAAGACAAAUGGUUCUGUCCGAGAGAUGUUGCGAAAAAGGAUAAUUGGUUGACAGACUUAGGCAGUGUCUUAAUCUUUAUAAUGAACUUCAUACUAUUCUUUGCCCUAGAAGUUAAUGAAGGAGAAACUCUUAAUAAGCCCAGUCUGUUUGGGUUGAGUUCAUCAAUCACAAAGAUCAUUCUCUUCACACUUGGCAUUAUGAUUCUAAUAUUCUUCGCCUUCAUAAUUAUAAUUCAAGGAACUAUUGUAAUUCGGAUGAGAUCAGCGAGAGCUUUGCGAGAUGACAAUCAGAGUAAAGAAAAGAGCACGCUAUCAAAGUUCUUUACUGUUUUCUCAUACAUAAUGCAUCAUAAGGAUAAGACUCUUCAAGCAAGAAGUAUUUGGUGCAUUGUAUUAUGCUUAGGGUUUGCUGUAGCUGGUCUAGCAAGUGAUUAUUUCUGGUUUUCCUUCACUAUAAUGUACUUACUAAUCUUCUCCCCUCACAUCACAGAGGUAAGUAAUGCUAUUUGGAACCCUAAAAAGCGUAUCCUGUCAACACUUGUACUGAGUGCUGUUGUUGUGUACUGGUUCGGAAUUAUAGCUUAUGUGUAUUUUGGCAGCGACUUCGAUGGUGCAGUCAGUGGCUCUAAUAUCACUCUCAGAAGAACUAUAGCUGUCAUAUUUGACUCAUGGUACAAUUUCGGAGUCGGGGGUUUUCUCUCUGACAGAGGUAGAUCAGCUAUUAUGAAAGAUGUAGGAGAAGAGGAGUUCCAAUACCAUCUCAUUGGCUCCAGAAUAGGCUUUGACUUCUUAUUUUUCUUCGCAGUGAAUACUUUGCUUCUAAAUAUUCUUAGUGGUAUCAUUAUUGAUAAUUUUGGAGAAAGAAGAGCUAAAAGUGAUAGCAUUCAUCAAAGACAAAAUGAUCUUUGCUUUGUGUGUGGUGAAAUGUCACGUGAUUUGCCUGAUUUUGUUAACCAUUGAAAGUAUACACACAAUAUUUGGGACUACAUGUAUUACAUCGGGUACUUAAAAGCCAUGGAUUCUUCCUCCAUGGAAGACUACAGGGACAUCCACGUGCACAGUUGCCUCCAGCAAGGCUUGAACGACUGGUUCCCUGCCUAUAAAGACCAAGUUAAUAUAAAUGAGUAA
Moneuplotes crassus is the source of this 6898-nucleotide messenger RNA. NCBI's taxonomy places the organism in Eukaryota, Ciliophora, Spirotrichea, Euplotida, Euplotidae. The record is from the annotation of a GenBank genome assembly.